UCGGAUAAGUGCUAUCACUCAUAUCAUCUAGAGAAACCUAUCGUGACAUUUCCGAUUUCCAACUUCUAACUUCCAACCACGAUUUAAGAUAUAAUUGUGCUUCCAACCACGACAGUGAUAAUGAUAGUAUCGCGCGGGUCGAGUGACUGCUUCUGCUAAUCUACUCACUGCUGCAGUGGCCCGGUCGCCGUUGCACUCAUGACUAAAUACGGCGUCCAUCUUCAUCGUUUGUUUGUCGUCUUCGCCUACUGCCUACUGCCUAGUCGAGUUGAGCCUGUACCAGAGUGAAGGCGAGUUUUAAUCAUAAUUCGUGAAAUGGGCAAAGUCGAGGGCUCCACCAAGAAAUCAAGCAAUUCUGGUUCCUUGUGGGAUUUUAUCAGUGUAGAAUUUAAGCGUGGCUAUUCUCUAGAAAAUGACGAAAAAGAAUUUUCAGAUAGGAGAGAAAAAGUGUAUACUUUUAUGAAAAUACCCUUAGAAGUAGAACGAUUCAUGUUCUAUGGCUUUUGUCAGUGUGCAGAUUCAUUCCUAUUUGUUUAUACAUUCCUACCAUUACGGGCGUUAGUAGCAUUAAAAUCAUUAAUUUGUAGCUCCUUAUCAAAAUUUAAGGACAAACGUAAAAAAAAACGAUUAUCUGCAGCAGAGACAUGUGACUUAUUAAAGAUGGCCGUACUAAUAACAUGUUCGAUGAUGUUAUUACCAUGGGAUACGUCAAUGAUGUAUCAUGUAAUUAAAAGCCAAUCGGUUAUUAAGUUGUAUAUAUUUUUUAAUAUGUUAGAGGUCGGAGACAGGUUAUUUUCAUCAUUUGGUCAAGACAUUUUAGAUGCAUUAUUUUGGACCGCUACUGAACCAAAGACUAGCCGGCGUGAACACUUUGGAGUUUUACCACAUUUUAUCAUUGCUGUGUUUUAUGUCUUUUUACACAGUAUACUUGUAUUAUGCCAAGCUACCACAUUGAAUGUCGCCAUUAAUUCUAGUCACAAGGCAUUACUAGCAAUCAUGAUGUCCAAUAAUUUUGUAGAGUUGAAAGGAAGUGUAUUCAAAAAAUUUGACAAAACAAACUUGUUCCAAUUAUCGUGCAGUGAUGUCCGUGAACGGUUUCAUCUGUUCAUAUUAUUACUAAUAGUUGUAGUGCAAACAAUGAAAGAAUAUCAAUGGACUAGUGAAUCAUUUUGGGAGUUAAUGCUUGACUGCAUGUAUGUCAUGAUAUCGGAAAUGUUAAUUGAUUGGACAAAACAUGCAUUCAUUACUAGAUUCAAUGAAAUAAACUUGUCAGUGUACAGUGACUAUGUAUUGAGCUUUGCUUAUGACACUGCACAGUCACGUCAUAAAAAGGCGUUUACUGAUCACUCGGAUUUGGUUGCAAGGCGAAUGGGCUUCAUCCCAAUUCCACUGGGUGUAGUUAUGAUUAAGGUUCUAACUAGAUGUGUGUCUAUUGAUGGAAGACUAGCUUCCAUAAUUCUACUCAUUUUUACAUUUACAUGUCUAGUCACAUUGAAAAUUGUUAAUCUAGUCUAUAUACUAGGAAGAGCUUGCAAGUUGAUAGACCUCCACAAAACGUCUUUAAUAAAAAAUCAUCACAUUAUAAAUGGUAUAAGCUGUCAAGACAUGGCGACUAGUCCAAUGAGACCACCAAUCCGUAAAAAGCAGUCUUGGAGUGACAACAAAGAAAAUAAACCUUCACCACUGAUUGAAGUGCCGCCAUUGGGACCUACACCAAUGUUUGCUAAUAGCAAUGUUGAUAUAAAGGAGGCAUGCCUUAAUACACAAAUAUUAGAAGACAUUAUGGAAUCCGAUUUGACGCAUAGUGACUCUGAUUUAAACUUAUCUAUGAUUCGAGAUGCUGAUACACUGAGCACAAAAUCAGCUUGAACAAUCAUUAUAAUAUAUAAAUAACAAUUUUUUUUUCAUACCAUUGUAUAUGUGGAUAAUAAGACUGCAAAAGGGAAUAUUAUUAUUUUUAAACCAUUAAUUGUUAAAAAGUGAUAACACAACAAAUUCUACAAAUUCAAUUGUAUUUAUUAUAAUAUUGUUAUGACACGGUAUCCAUAACAACUUACUAUAUUGUUACCAUGCACAUUUGUGAUGGCCAUGUUUCUAUAAUGUUAUUUUAUAUUCUAUAAGGUUCAUAACCUUUGAAUAUUAUGUUUUGUUUUUUAUUGUUUUACUAUUGUAUUAUUGUUAAUUUUUUCUGUAAAAAUUGAAUUAAAAUGUCAAAAAUUGCUGAUGGAAAUUACACUACAGUUAUUUACACAUUGGUAAAUCAAAAAAUAAAACUAUAAAAAAAGUUGA
Molecule: messenger RNA, 2289 nt
Organism: Metopolophium dirhodum (rose-grain aphid)
Lineage: Eukaryota; Metazoa; Arthropoda; Insecta; Hemiptera; Aphididae
Product: protein TAPT1 homolog
Exons: 11
Coding region: 316-1869 (517 amino acids)
Biological process (GO): positive regulation of cilium assembly; maintenance of protein localization in endoplasmic reticulum
Cellular component (GO): endoplasmic reticulum membrane; ciliary basal body
Source: RefSeq, a predicted model, not a curated record